This is a messenger RNA of Coregonus clupeaformis (lake whitefish), 9616 nucleotides long. RefSeq names its product calcium-activated potassium channel subunit alpha-1. The transcript has 35 exons. Lineage: Eukaryota; Metazoa; Chordata; Actinopteri; Salmoniformes; Salmonidae. The record is from RefSeq and is a predicted model, not a curated record. Gene Ontology annotation, cellular component: postsynaptic membrane. Gene Ontology annotation, molecular function: large conductance calcium-activated potassium channel activity. Gene Ontology annotation, biological process: transmembrane transport; potassium ion transport. Bases 731 to 4735 code for a protein of 1334 amino acids.
CCUGUUAAUCUCUCUAGCGUUCUCUGGAGCGAGCGGAUUUGACAGGCGCUAUCAACUGGCGGAUCUGCAAGAGCCUGGGCUGGAGCAGAGGAACAGUGGCGGAAGACGAAAUUUACCCGAGCGCUUAUCAUUGUAUGCUGAAUUUAGGAAGGGAAAACGCCGUUAGAUUAUGUAGUUUGUGUUUUCGCAUCGUGGCAACCGUUUGGGGACUUGAAAUAUCUUCAGCCAUUCGAAAACCAUGUAGGCUAUCUAUUACAUUGGCGUUUAGAAAAGUGAAAUCGAUUGUCCGCGGUUAAUCGACGGAAUCCCUGGAUGGAAGACAGCUUGAGAGGUUGGACAGAAGCUGGUUGAAGAAAACAGCCUUUUUUCAAUGUCGCUGCGCCUAUCAUAAUCUGAAACAUCCGCAGCCUCGACGCCUGCUAGUUGAGACCAUUUUUGCCAUGGUAUUGGUCCUGAAAGACUCGGAAAACACCUCAAAAUGAAAAACGCUCAACGUUCAUCAUUACUGCGGAUUUAAAUGCCUCUCGCGAAGGGACACCGACCAGCUAUUUCGGUCCAGUUUGUGCGUGCGGCGUUUUCCACUGUAGCAGAAAUCUGAACUAGAUUGCAAUAAACAGUUAAGUGAAGGUGACAAUAAUAUAGAACGCAGAGGGGGGUAUUAUUUUUUUUCAAGCAAUAUGGCUGGUGAGUGGGGCUGGGGACGCUGGCACAGGCUCUCCAAGGCUCCUAGAUGCUAGCUGAGCCGGACGCCACCGUUCUCCAUGGAAGCGGCAACUCAAUGAUGAGUAGAAAUAUCUAUCAUAAUAAAAAUCCGGACUCCUCGAUCUCUAUAUCCAAGAUGGACGUGAUCAUCCCGUUCUCGCCAGACGUGCCCUGCGACAAUAAUGGCCAACGCAUGUGGUGGGCAUUCCUCGCCUCCUCUAUGGUGACGUUUUUCGGGGGUCUCUUCAUCAUUCUCCUUUGGAGGACCCUCAAAUACCUGUGGACCGUGUGCUGCCACUGCAACACCAAAAAGAAGGAGGCCCAGAAGGUGAAUAACCCUGCUAACAGUCAGGCAGCAGAUGGGACACCUAAGGGUCCUGAUGAGAAGGACGAAGUGGUGCCUGCCAGCGAGGUGGGCUGGAUGACCUCUGUGAAGGACUGGGCCGGGGUCAUGAUAUCAGCACAGACACUCACCGGCAGAGUCCUGGUCGUGCUCGUCUUUGCUCUCAGCAUUGGAGCACUUGGAAUAUACUUUAUAGACUCUUCUGAUCCCAUAGAAUCCUGUCAGAAUUUCUACAAAGAUUUCACGUUACAGAUCGACAUGUUCUUCAAUGUCUUCUUUCUCCUCUACUUUGGGCUGCGGUUCAUAGCAGCCAAUGAUAAACUGUGGUUCUGGCUGGAGGUCAACUCAGUGGUGGACUUCUUCACUGUUCCUCCUGUCUUCGUAUCGGUCUACUUGAAUAGGAGCUGGCUGGGUUUAAGAUUCCUGAGAGCCUUGAGAUUGAUACAGUUCUCAGAAAUUUUACAGUUUUUGAAUAUCUUAAAAACAAGCAAUUCCAUCAAGCUGGUGAACCUGUGUUCCAUCUUCAUAAGCACAUGGCUAACAGCUGCCGGAUUCAUACAUUUGGUGGAAAACUCAGGGGAUCCUUGGGAAAACUUCCAAAAUUCCCAGUCACUUUCCUAUUGGGAAUGUGUCUACUUGCUCAUGGUCACUAUGUCAACAGUGGGCUACGGGGAUGUCUAUGCAAAAACCACCUUGGGACGCCUGUUCAUGGUCUUCUUCAUCCUCGGGGGUUUGGCCAUGUUUGCCAGCUACGUCCCUGAAAUCAUAGAGUUAAUAGGAAACCGCAAGAAAUAUGGUGGUUCCUAUAGUGCGGUUAAUGGGAGAAAGCACAUUGUGGUCUGUGGUCAUAUAACGCUCGAAAGUGUCUCCAACUUCCUCAAAGACUUCCUACACAAGGACAGGGAUGAUGUCAAUGUAGAAAUAGUUUUUCUCCAUAAUAUUUCCCCUAAUCUUGAGCUGGAAGCCUUGUUCAAACGCCACUUUACCCAAGUGGAGUUCUACCAGGGAUCUGUUCUCAACCCUCACGAUCUGGCCCGAGUGAAGAUUGAGUCAGCAGACGCCUGUCUGAUCCUGGCUAAUAAAUACUGUCCAGAUCCCGAUGCUGAAGAUGCCUCCAACAUCAUGAGGGUCAUCUCUAUCAAGAACUAUUCCCCCAAGAUACGAAUUAUCACUCAAAUGUUACAGUACCAUAACAAGGCUCACCUGCUCAAUAUUCCUAGCUGGAACUGGAAGGAAGGUGAUGAUGCUAUCUGUCUAGCAGAGCUGAAGGCUGGCUUCAUAGCUCAGAGCUGUCUGGCCCAGGGCCUCUCCACCAUGCUGGCCAAUCUCUUCUCCAUGAGAUCUUUCAUCGAGAUUGAAGAGGAUACGUGGCAGAAGUACUAUUUAGAAGGGGUAGCUAAUGAGAUGUACACAGAGUAUCUGUCCAGUGCCUUUGUGGGGCUCUCCUUCCCAGCAGUCUGUGAGCUGUGCUACGUGAAGCUGAAGCUGUUGCUUAUCGCCAUCGAGAACAAGUCGGAACUGGGAGAGAGCAGAAGCCGAAAGCGCAUCCUCAUCAACCCGGGGAACCACGUAAAGAUGCAGGAAGGAACUCUGGGGUUCUUCAUCGCCAGCGACGCCAAAGAAGUAAAGAGAGCAUUUUUCUACUGCAAAGCUUGUCACGAUGACAUCACAGACCCCAAACGGAUCAAAAAAUGUGGCUGCAAACGACUGAUUUAUUCCAAGAUGUCCGUCUACAAACAAAUGAAACUGGCAUGUUGCUUUGAUUGCGGCCGUUCAGAGCGAGACUGCUCUUGCAUGUCAGGCAGUGUACAUAUUAACAUGGACACCCUACAGAGGGCCUACCCACUCCCCUCUGUCUCUGUUCAUGAUUGCACAACCACUUUACCUGCCUCCAAAUAUAAGUAUAAUGGAUAUGUCAGAUCACCAGAGGGCGCUACGGCACCAGGGAAAACGGGAAGUCAAAAAGAGACCUGCGUUCGGUUCAAAGCAGAUUGCAAUUUAGUUGAAGAUGAGCACCCGUCAACUCUGUCGCCCAAAAAAAAGCAGCGGAAUGGAGGCAUGCGAAACUCACCCAACAACUCGCCCAAAAUGAUGAGCAGGCAUGACCCUCUACUAAUCCCUGGGAACGAGCAGAUCGAGAACAUGGACAUGAAUGUGAAGCAGUAUGACUCCACGGGAAUGUUCCACUGGUGCCCGUCUAAAGAGAUUGAGAAGGUCAUCCUGACCCGGAGUGAGGCAUCCAUGACGGUGUUGAGCGGCCAUGUAGUGGUCUGUAUAUUUGGAGAUGUCACGUCCGCUCUAGUGGGGCUGCGAAACUUGGUGAUGCCUUUGAGAGCCAGCAACUUCCAUUAUCACGAGCUGAAGCCCAUAGUGUUUGUGGGCUCGCUGGAGUACCUGAGGAGAGAGUGGGAAACUCUACACAACUUCCCCAAGGUCUCCAUACUACCUGGUACGCCAUUAAGUCGUGCAGAUUUAAGGGCUGUCAACAUCAACCUCUGCGACAUGUGCGUGAUACUGUCGGCCAAUCAGAACAAUAUCGACGACGCCUCGCUGCAGGAUAAGGAAUGCAUUCUGGCGUCGCUCAACAUCAAGUCUAUGCAGUUUGACGACAGCAUCGGGCUCUUGCAGGCUAACUCCCAAGGUUUCACGCCUCCUGGAAUGGACCGGUCAUCUCCAGACAGCAGUCCAGUACAUGGUUUAGUACGCCAGGCCUCCGUCACCACCGGCGUCAACAUCCCCAUCAUCACUGAACUAGCUAAACCUGGCAAAAUACUGCCUUUGGUUUCAUUCAGUCAGGAAAAAAACUGUGGAAUCAACAUACAAAUGAUAACUGAGCUGGUGAACGACUCCAACGUUCAGUUCCUGGACCAAGAUGAUGACGAUGACCCGGACACGGAGCUGUACCUGACACAGCCCUUCGCCUGCGGAACCGCCUUCGCUGUUAGCGUACUGGACUCUCUCAUGAGUGCAACAUACUUCAAUGAUAAUAUCCUCACCCUGAUCCGGACGCUGGUGACUGGGGGAGCCACACCAGAGCUAGAGGCUCUAUUGGCAGAGGAGAACGCCCUGCGAGGGGGCUACAGCACGCCACAGACACUGGCCAACCGAGACAGGUGUCGUGUGGCCCAGCUGGCCCUCUAUGAUGGGCCCUUUGCCGACUUGGGGGAUGGCGGUUGCUAUGGAGAUUUGUUCUGUAAAGCGUUGAAGACGUACAACAUGUUGUGCUUCGGAAUCUACAGAUUGAGAGACGCUCACCUCGCCACACCUAGUCAGUGUACCAAAAGGUAUGUGAUCACCAACCCUCCGUAUGAGUUUGAGCUGGUCCCCACAGACCUGAUCUUCUGCCUGAUGCAGUUUGACCACAACGCGGGCCAGUCCCGGGCCAGCCUCUCCCACAGCUCUCACUCCUCCCAUUCCUCCAGCAAAAAGAGCUCGUCCGUCCACUCCAUCCCCACCACCAACCGGCAGAACCGCAGCAGCAAGCCCCGGGAGGCCGGCCACAAACAGAAUGCAACAAGGAUGAAUAGAAUGAGCCAAGAAAGGAAAUGGUUUACAGAUGAACCAGAAAAUGCCUACCAACGGAACAUUCAGAUCAAGCCCAUGAGCACUCACAUGGCCAACCAAGUCAACCAAUACAAAUCCACUAGCAGUCUGAUUCCACCAAUCAGAGAAGUUGAAGAUGAAUGCUGAAAACCAGGCCCCCAUGAUGACUCGUGAGAAGUCUGGACGCUCUUACGAAAGGAGAGAAAGAGAGAUGACGAACGGGGAUGAUGAUGAUGUUGAUUCAUUGGUUCCACUCAUUCUACAGAUCGAGGGUUUGACAUUAACACCACAACUUGAAGGGACCUCCUAUGUGUAUACCUUUAAUGUUACUUCCAUGCUCUACAAUGGACAAUGUUUUAUUUAUCAAUCUUCCAUAGAGAUGUACAUAAUGACAAUCAAAAAAGGAUUGUUCAUCCCCCCCUAGCACUUUUUGAAAUUAUUUUGAGUUGAAAAGAGAAGAAAAAGUACUUCCUGUAAUUAUUUGCAAUAGUUCACAUCUUCAUGUGACCACACUCCAUGGCUACUGUAGCUGAGGUUACUACUGGUUGUUGGAGGAUGAGGGCCGCAGCAGUUUGCUCAUCACAACAUCAUAACAUCUCCCAAAGAUCCACAAAAUCGGCUGGGGUUCACCGCUCACCACUCAUACUCCCUAUCUGCUUCUGUUCUAUUUGCACAAAAACUGACCACGUUCUUUUGCAACAUGACGACUUGAAACAUUGACAUCUCCCCAAAACAACUACCAUCACAGAAAGUGUCAGCUUUUUGGUUGUUGAUUCACUGAACAAAAGAAAAGCUGCUUGUCAUUUGGAGAGAUGUACAACUGUACUGUGGUAAUGUGGAAAGAUCCAUUACUUCACUGCUUAGGGUAUGCUACUGUAUGUCAUCACACUGUUGAGUAAUCAAUGAAUGCAUUCCAGUCCUGUAGAAUGAGAUCAUAUUGAAAAUCAGUUGUCUUGAGACUCUGAGAGUACUGUAAGAGACAGUUCUUGGAUAAGCUGGCUGACAGAGUAUAUAGCUACACUGUACCUACAUCGGUUCUGGUGAUAUCACAAUGAAUAUGGAUGACCACGUUUCAAGCUCCUAUCAUCGCAUGGUAUGUGCCUGAGCCCUUCAAUAACAAUACAGCACAGAUGAUCAACUUAAACUGAAAACAUAAAAGGGAUGAAAGAACAACCUUGUCCUAUCCCUAAUGUGCAAACAUGAAAGGGGUGAAUGGACAACCUUGUCUCGUCCCUGGCGAACACAUGAAUGGGGUGAAAAGACAGCCUUGUCUUGUCCCUUGUGUGGACAGACAAUGCAUAUGGUAUGUACAUGCAAUGUGUGUACUGUACAUGGCAGCAAUGUGUCCCCUCAGUAAGAACAUCGGUGGUACAUCUGAGUUAAAUGCACAAAUUGGUAUCAUCAUCUCUCCAUCAGUGUGUCUGUGAUGGUGGUUCAGCCUCUGGGGGAGCAUCAUGUGGGAUCAAGGCUUCAAACCUGCAAGACAUAGAGGAACUAGAUCUGUCUGGGGGUUGCGGAUCAACAAACUACCUAUUCAUAUCACCGGUAAUACACCAACUAUGAUUGAGCUGAAAAAAUGUGAACAAACAUUAGCUGUGUGCCCUAAAACUUUAGGGAAAGCAUUUAAGUCCAAACAUUCUUUGCCAUGAUAUCUAUGGCGAAAAUUGGGAUUUAAGAAUGAAAACAAUAAGCAUAUCAUUUGAAUGUUUUUUGUCUGUUGAGAAAUUUGGAGAAGCAAUGCCACAUAUUGCGUAAAAUGGGCAUCAAUGGGUCCUCCUUUGACCAGAGCCACUGCCUGGCACAGGGUUGGUAACGGAGGCAGUAAAGUGCUUGGAUGUUCUCCGCUGACGAUCCUGAUGUCAUCAUAACACCUCUAAACUCUAUGUAGGUAAACGUUAGGGAAAAGCUCAAUCAUAAUUUGGUUUAAAAUGAUGCCACUGAUGACUAUGAAGAACGCUGGAGAAUACUGCCUGUGCUCUUCAUGUUAUCCUGGUCAAGGCUCAAGUGUGUGUUCAAAAUGGACAGAUUUUGUUUUGAUCCAAAAGCAACCCAGAAAGAGCUGCAGCCUUGGGAAGGAGAGGGUAUGGUGUCACAGAUGAUCCAACUAAAAACUAAACCUGGCAUAUGAGCAUGAUCAUUUUCUACUUAUUUUUACACAUGACCUAGUGAGAAAUGCUUUAUGAAAUUAAUCCGUUAUAAUUAUUACUAGGCCUAUAAUUGCAUAUCAGAUUUUUAUUUCCAAAUUAAUUGCUUUAAUUAACAUCAUCAUACCAAAAUGAUUAAUAUAAAUUCUGAAAUACUUAUAAUUAGACAUGCAUCAUUGAAGAAAAGUAUAAGUCCCCUCUCCUCUUUGCAACAAAGACCAUCCCUGAAAGUAUAUUCAUUAAUAAAAGUCAAUAUUGUAUAGGAGAUUACCUAAAUUUAACUCUUAAGUUUUUGUCUUAACUGUUGAGUGCUCCUUAAAACGUAGAUGGGCUUAGUUGAAGGAUCUCUGUAGCUGUAUUGAUAAACCUUAUCGCUGUGUAUAAGACUGAUCAUUUUCAUCGACAAGUGAAUACGAAUACGGAUGUGUGAGUCAAACAGAAAUGUGAUGGAAACAAUCGCAAACGAACUUGAGUUUCAAUGGGUGUAAGUAAUACCCAGACAGAGGGCCAAUCGGAAAGGUGCUUGAAGCUGGAUCUGAGGCGUUUAGCCAUUCGUUCUGUUCUGAGGGUGAAACUGUGUGACCUUCACUAUCAAUGAUUGACCUAAAUUAGGUCUCUAUCUAAGGAGAGAUAUACUGAAGAAUUUAUGUGCGUGUAUACUGUCAUUCUCCAUGGACAUGUUUCAAACUAUGUGACAGAGAGAGAUUGUUAGAGCAUCAUCAGGUUGUUUGCAGUGAACAGAUAGCCUUGAGAAUAUAGACAAAAGAUAAUGUAUUUCUAAAGACCUGUCAUUCAAGAGAAAAACCCCCACAUAUUUCUAUCUAAAUAUGUUGUGUAAAUUCCUCCCAUUAUAUAGAUCACGUGACUCUCUGAAGCAAAAUGGCCUGAGCUUUCUGUCUAUCUAUUGGGUGUGUUGCAACUCUACUGCGGGCUCAUUGACAUUGUCCUGAGGUGAACAUUUGAAUUGUGAUUACAUUGUCGUCACACUUUGUAGCAAGUAGAAUUAUGUUCAGAAAAUAUAUGAGUAAAGAUCUAUGUAUAAUUGGGUUGUUAAUAAUAUACUUGCUAGCCUGAAAAAUAAGGAAUUUAUAUUUGAUGCUGACAAUGACUUGAUUAAUUAAUUAUACAUAGUAUUGACAAAGGACAAAAUUAUUGUUUUGACAUAUAUGAAGAAAAAAAAGAACAACUUGACUUUUGAAAUUCAAGAUCCUUUUCCUGGGUUCACAUUGCAACAAGAAAAAUGAAUGUAAUGCUUGGAAAGAGCAGGUGUAAUUUGACCUGGUAAUAUCAACCAUCACAGAGACGCAGCCAUAGGGUAGCACCAAUUCAGUAAGAGAGGACAUACUUAAUUUUAGUGUUCUUGUUAAAAUAGUUUUUCCUUAUCAGGGUUUACAUUCCAUUGUGUCAGCUCUUGUCAUUUUUGUUACCAUAGUAAUAUCCAUGGAUUGUUUGAAACUGUCACUACUGCUUAUUAUUUGUUUACAGAGUUUUCUUUUUUGUAUUCAGAAGUACUUAAAUAUCACUUUACUCAGAAAUCAAAUGGUACAAAUCACAACCCAAAGCAGACGCAUACUUACAGAAUAGUCCACCAGUCCAUUUCAUUGUAUCUAAAUGUUUUUUUUAUUUUCAAUACGUGUACCCACAAUUUGUGUGACUGGUUUGACUCAAACUGGAAAAAAAUCACAACACUGGACUGAAACCUGUUCUUACAUUCUAAGGUUUUUAAGCUUUAUCUCUUUCCAGCGCAAAUACUCCACAAAUCUAAAGUACUGCUCUACCAUAUCAUACGUUUGUAUUAGAUGUUGAAGUCUUUGCAAUGUAAGCCUCUAAAGUUUUAGAGUGUUUUGAAGUGCCAUGAAAAGUGUUGUUGAACAAGCAUCGUUCAGUCAUUCACAGACUCACUCACUUAUUCAGAAUGAGUAAGGAUUGAGUUAGUUCCUCUCAGAAAGGGAAGUAAAUGUAUGCGAGUAUGGCAUCUUAUACUGGCAUGGAGAACAUCCAAGCCAUCAAUGCCUCCAUGCCAGUAGAGUGCCAGGCAGUGCUGUAGGUCUAAAGGAGGGCCUGUUUGAAGACCCACUAUAGCAAAAAGUGGCAUUGAAAAUGAGGGAAGAGUACAUGGAGCAUGGACACUGCUCUUCAACCCUCAACGUAUCAUACAUCUGUGUUGGUUGUACUGUCUGUAGCCUAAGGUACCUAUCUUGUUGUUAGGAGACUACAGGGAGAGAUGUUAAAACAUGUUUGUUGCGUGGUAGAAGGUAUGAAUGACUGAAGGAUGCACAGAGAGCACAGGCCAGGCUGUUUCAUAUGCUUGAGACCACCUGUCAGUGUUUUAGUCAAUUUAAGAGUCAGGACUAUGAAACUUCACACAUUGUUACAGUAUGUUACAUAGUUUUGUUAAUCUAUUUUCUUGCUGUAAAGGAUGGAUAUAACUUAUUUGCUGGAAAAUGUACUAGAUGUAAUAAAAUAUAUAAUAUUAUGGGGGGAUUUAAGUCUUAACAACACAUUGAAAUUGCAGUUAGCAAUUUUUAAGUUGAUUUUGAGGAAAAAAAAAGAAACUUGCAGUUUUUGUUAUUUUUUGGGGGGGCUGCCUAUCAGUUCAGGUGGAAUUCAGGAUAUUGCUCUCACAUGUCGCAUAUCUGAUUGUUUGGCACAUGGUCAUUGCUCGAAUCAGGAGUUUGAAAUAGUAGUUUACUUAGUUUGGAUUUGUCGAAGCGAGAAUAGAUAUAUGGAGAAUUUGAUGGUGCUGAGUUGAUCUACCUGACUCUGUCAAAUAUAAUCUGCUGAUAAAUAUACUGUCUUGUACAAAAAGUUUGUACAUAAAUUGUACAUGAUUUCUUUUUGUAUUUUCUCAAAUUAAAAUGGAUGUAUUUGUGUUCUAAAACUG